Molecule: messenger RNA, 2700 nt
Organism: Paraglomus brasilianum
Lineage: Eukaryota; Fungi; Glomeromycota; Glomeromycetes; Paraglomerales; Paraglomeraceae
Source: the annotation of a GenBank genome assembly
AUGGCGAGUUCACAUACCUUCCAGCCAGACGACUCACUCCCCCAUCCGCCAACUACACUCCAACAACAGCAACUAUCCACGAAACAAGCAGUAAUAUACAACAAGUCAGGUACAAAAUGCAGGAACAUUGUCAAAGAACAACAAACACCACUAUCCCCCACUUGCUCUCCUCCAUGCAAAGAUUCAGACUUCCUACCCAUUCAACUUCAACAGCCGGAAUUGAAUGGAACAACAAAACGGAAGAAAAAGAAGAAAGCAAAAAGAAAACACUCUCAUACAGACAACGAUCACUCUCACACUUACCUACAACAGACAGAGAAGCACAACAACGUUGUUCUAUCCGCCGACGACCACGAGGAGCUAGAAGAAGAUUGCGAAGACUUUUCGGACGAUGACGGCUAUGAUCCAGAAGCUCCAGAAAUACCUUUUCCUCGUCGAGAUUCCGCUUCUGCCAUAAACGAUGGUAUCUGGAACACCAAUAAUCGCGAAGAACGUCAACGCAUAAGAGAAUUCUGGUUACAGCUAGGCGAAGAGGAAAGAAGGAGUUUACUUAAAGUAGAAAAAGAAGCCGUAUUAAGAGGCAUCUUGACCGUGGCUGAUGAUCUCCUUAUGAACGACGGAAAGAAGUUUCUGGAAAUGAUGGAACGCCUGGCUGAACAUCGUCCAAUUUUGAAGAUUGAGGUAGCGACUGAACAACAACGUAUGGAACAGAGUAAAAAAAUGUUUCAAGUCUUUGCGGCCGAAAUGUUUGGACAACGCGUUUUAGCUGCUUACAAAGAAAAGGUGGCUCAAGAACGACAGAAAAGGUUCUUGGAAGAACUAGAAGAAGAAAAUCGCCUAAAGGAAGAACGUGAACUUAAGAAACUAAAAGAAAAAGAGAGGAAGAAGGAUAAAAAAAGAGCUAUGAAAAUGCAAAAGAUAGAAGAACGUCAACGAAAGGAACAGGAACGAGCCGCAGAGGAAGCUGCUCAGCGUGCAGAACGUGAGCGUAAAGCUGAGGAGGAACGUAAAAGACGUGAGGAUGAACGUCAACGCAAAGAAGCUGAACGCAGAGCCCGAGAAGAGGAGCGACUACGAAAAGAAGAAGAAAGGAGGCGGAAAGCAAGAGAAGAAAAGGAGCGGGAGGAACGUCGCCGUAAAGAACAGGAAGCGAAGGAGCGUAAAGAGCGUGAAGAACGUGAACGAAAAGAACGUGAAGAAAGAGCUCGGAAAGAGCAAGAGGAAAGAGAGCGCAAUAGGCGGGAGGAGGAGGAAAGGGAACGAAAGUUAAAAGCAGAGAAAGAAAAGGAGGAGAAAGAGCGUAAAGAGCGAGAUGCGCGGAUGCGUAAAGAGUUAGAGGAACGAGAGAAGCGAGAACAGGAAGAGAGAGAACGAAAGGAGAGAGAAGAGAGACAGCGUGCUGUCUCUUUACCACCUGCAAGAACUUUACCACAACAAACGACGAUACAGUCGCAACAGUUUGAUCGUAAACAGCGACCUAUUCCUCCUCCCAUAGGUCAACCAUCAAUAACACCAACAACUGCUCAACAAAAUAUAUCUUCCAAGCCAAAUAUACCGAAUGGUGGAAUACCUGGAUGGUAUCCCUCAUUCGAAUCUCAACAAGCAUUGAACCAACAACACGUUCAGCAACAUUCAAUCCCACAGCAUUCCAUAAAUCAUCCACCUCUUAUACCUCCGCACACACCGCAUACACCGCAUACACCUCAUACGCCACAUACUCCGCAUACGCCACAUACUCCGCACACUCCGCAUACGCCUCACACACCUACUCACCUCUUCAGUCCUACAUCACCACAGUCGCCUUACGGCCCUCAACCAACGUCAGGUUUAAAUGGACAUAUUCCUUUGUCGGGUGAAUUAAUAAAUGAGGGAUAUACAAACAAUAAGAAAGUAGUAAGCCCAAAUCUACAACAAACGAACACUAUGUCGGGGAUAAAUCCCAAUCCAUCAUUAUUUGCAUCAGGUCUCCCACCGAUGGGUCUUGGGGUGCAUCCUCAUCAACACGGCCCACCAGUAAUGCAAUCACAUCACCAGCAACUUCGUCAGCCGAUGCCUAAUCCACGCGGAUAUAACCCCAUUGUUCCUAAUCCUCAUAUUCCCAUUCAGCAAUCUAAUGUAGCAUCGUCCAAUCUAGCAUUAUUGAAUGAGCCAGUGGUGAUUCCGUCGGCUGUGCCGUCAGUUGCGUCUAAUCCUCCCGCACCUUUUGCCCCAAUCCCUUUUGGUGCUCAGAAUCCAUUAACUACACAAACAUUCGAUCUUGGUACUCAAGUACGCCCACAACAGAAUUUAGUGAGUCCAGGAGUGAUGUCUAAUAUAAUAUCUAAUCCAUUACCAAUUGGAUCUCGUCGGUUGAGUACUCCCCAUGAUGACUCACACGUGAUUCAACAAAGUGUAUCAUCCAAGGCAAUACAAAGACCAGCACCUAUACAACGACCAAGGAAAGGAUCCUUAGGUUCGAUUGGUACGCAAGCUGAACGUACUAUUUCUCCGCCACCUGGGUUUGGUGGAGUAGUCGGGCCCAGCGCGUUAAGGAGUGAUGAAGAGCCUAUUGCACCGUUAUCAAGAAGGCAGAGUGCUGUUACUAAUAGUCCGCCGCAGUCUUAUUUCUCUAAUUCUUUGUUCGAGUCUGACUGGAGGUUAGUAUACCGGGCAAAAGUUUCCGGAAUUUCUACUGACCAAUCAAAACGGACAAUCACGUGA